AUGGCUUAUCAAUACGUGUUCGGGGAAAGGAUUGCUUAUCAGUUCGAGUCUGGGGAAGGAAUUGCUUAUCAGUUCGAGUCUGGGGAAGGAAUUGCUUAUCAGUUCAUGUCUGGGGAAGGGAAUGCUUAUCAGUUCGAGUCUGGGGGAGGGAUUGCUUAUGAGUUAGAGUCUGGGGAGGGAUUGCUUAUCAGGCCAAUCAUCGAGUCAACCAACACAGGAGUCGAGUCAACCAACACAGGAGUCGAGUCAACCAACACAGGAGUCGAGUCAACCAACACAGGAGUCGAGUCAACCAACACAGUAGUCGAGUCAACCAACACAGGAGUCGAGUCAACCAACACAGGAGUCGAGUCAACCAACACAGGAGUCGAGUCAACCAACACAGACAGAAUGAGUUUAGUCAAUCCAACAACCAAAACAAACGUCGUGUCAACCAACACAGAUAUCGAGUCAACCAACACAGUAGUCGAGUCAACCAACACAGGAGUCGGGUCAACCAACACAGUAGUCGAGUCAACCAACACAGGAGUCGAGUCAACCAACACAGGAGUCGAGUCAACCAACACAGGAGUCGAGUCAACCAACACAGGAGUCGANCCGCUUCUUAAUGCCCUCGGUAUUCCUGGCUACG
Hyalella azteca is the source of this 631-nucleotide messenger RNA. RefSeq names its product protein rtoA-like. The annotation marks the transcript as partial. Lineage: Eukaryota; Metazoa; Arthropoda; Malacostraca; Amphipoda; Hyalellidae. The transcript is spliced from 3 exons. The record is from RefSeq and is a predicted model, not a curated record.